Messenger RNA from Opisthorchis viverrini, 2986 nucleotides. RefSeq lists its product as hypothetical. Gene Ontology annotation, molecular function: U3 snoRNA binding; GTP binding; GTPase activity. The record is from RefSeq and is a predicted model, not a curated record. Bases 1 to 2838 code for a protein of 945 amino acids. Lineage: Eukaryota; Metazoa; Platyhelminthes; Trematoda; Opisthorchiida; Opisthorchiidae. Gene Ontology annotation, cellular component: preribosome, small subunit precursor. The transcript is spliced from 11 exons. Gene Ontology annotation, biological process: maturation of SSU-rRNA from tricistronic rRNA transcript (SSU-rRNA, 5.8S rRNA, LSU-rRNA); ribosome biogenesis; endonucleolytic cleavage of tricistronic rRNA transcript (SSU-rRNA, 5.8S rRNA, LSU-rRNA).
AUGGACUCCGAGGAGCUCUUGAAUGCUGGAGAAACGAACCAAUCAGGACGUUGCAUUCCAGUCUUCACGGCGUCUUGUUUCACGUCCACUGCCGACGUUGUUUGCUAUUGGGCGCAGCACGUUUUCGACACCGAGAUGGAGUUUUCUCACCGGAGCGGUCCACUGAAACAAAGUAAUAAAAGGCAUAAACUGGAGAAAAAACGAUCGGAAUCGAAAUCGACCACAUCGUCGAUUACAACAAUACGGAACUUACCGAAUAAACGUGGUCUCAGAGUAACUUUGAAGAAAAAGCGGUUGUUUACGGUAUCCACGUUGAAACGAAUCAUGGAUUGUCAGGGGAUGUUGGAUACUCCGGUCUUUUGCGUCCUCAUUCCAAUAACGCCGGAUGUUCCAGUGCAUUUGGCUAAGCGACUACUACAGAAGGCUGAUCCUGAUGCUGAAAUCUCGGAGAAGGGAGAAGAAAAUCUUCAGCGCGUAGUGCACAUCAGAUCCCCGUUAUUGGACAAGCAUUUUGCUCUGGUUAGUGCAAAGCCUGAUGAUGUGUUUGCAUGCAUCGACCUGAUCAACUUGGCGGAUUCGGUAGUGAUGCUGGUUCCCAGUGACUCAACGGAGUUGGAUUCAAAGACAGAGUCGUUUCUGACGGCACUUUAUGCACAAGGACUUGGAAAUGUGUCUUUUGCGGUCAUGUCGUCCAGUUUUAACGAAAAAGCGAUCAAGCACAACUUGCUGUCUCGUUUUCCGGUACCAGAGAACGUGAUCUAUCCGCUCAACACUCCCGAUCACGCGCUCAAUCUUUUACGCCAUAUCGGUGUUCUGAAAAAGAAAUCACGGAUCCAAGAGAAUGGAACACAUUCGUCUAGUCGGUUUCGAGCCAAAAUGCUGGUUGAUUCCUUAACAUUGAUGUCCGUGCCAGGCCUGCACGCGGAUUCUGAAAACUCCAAUUCUAUGCAGACGUAUCUGAAAGUUCAAGGACUCUUGCGUGGCUCUCCACUGUACUUCGAUGAUCCAAUUGAACAGGUUGCUGACGAAAAAAGGCGCCCCUUUGUCUAUUUGACCGGCUGGGGUGAUUUUCCACUAGCCAGUGCCAGGUGGAUAAAUAAAGACACUACGCCACAACAAUGGGCCAUUGGUCCCCUUGGACAGACUGUUGUGAAGUUGAAAGAUAAUGUGCUACGUUCGUCCUCCGUGACAAACGGAAGUGUUUGUGAAAGCUCCGAAGAGUCGGACUCCGUGAUUUUAUUGGCUCCCACUGCAACGGACGUUUCUAGAGAAGAAUCCGUCCAGGAACAUAUGGAUACUAACUCCGAAGCGGCUGAACUGUCUUCGGAAGGGGAUCUGAGUUCCGCUGAAAUGUCCGCAUAUUGUGCUCGAUCAUUGGCGUCAUCCAGAAUGUCCUUCUCUAGUUCACAGUUAACAAAGUUCCGAGAAGCUCGUGCAGAGGAACUCUACCCCGAUGAGGUCGAGACACCUGUGAACCAACCCGCACGAGAGCGCUUUGCAAAGUACCGCAGCCUUCCCAGUUUUCAAAACAGUAUUUGGCCAUUUGAGAAGGAUGUCCUGCCAAAUCAGUACGAAAAUAUUGCUUGUUUUAGAAACUACAAUCGCAACCGGAAAUCCAUCAUUCGUUAUCUUGGCGAACGCACUCGAGAUACGGAAUGCAAUCGAGGUGUGCGGCCCAAGUGCAUCCCUUCAGAUGUCUAUGCCGAUCUCGCUCUUGGACCCAUAAGUCUAGAUCUUGCUAAGCAAAUUGUGCAGCGACAUGCACCUCCUAUUACCUCGUCAAACUCCACCACUCCACCUCCGCUUGCGGUUUGGUCAUUGUUACCGCAUGAGAAUCGUAUUUCUGUGUGCCACUUCACAAUGAAACGUGUGUUGCCCGCUCUGCGCGCCAAAUCAGACCUUGUAUUAGUAGCUACGGCUGCAAACAACGCUGCUGAGAAAGCAACGUCUUUCGCUGUAGAUCACCCAUCAUUGUUUCUUGGGGAGGAAGCCUCAACUAAAGUACAGGAAGAACAAGAUGUCAUCCUCAAUGCCUUGAACGAACGUAAGCGUCAGAAGGUGAGCAUUCGCCGGUCGGCAUACCACCCUGGCGAACCAGCAAUACCACCGGAAGCCGAACCGAUCAAGUCUAAAGAAUUGAUGGUGUUUCAGGCUGGAAUCAGGCGUUUCAUUACAGCCCCAAUCUAUUCGACUCAGACAACAAAUGUGCAUGAGAAAGCAAAAUACGAAACGUUCUUCCCCGCUAUUCAUUCGGGGGUUGUGGCUUCCGUCUAUGCUCCAGUGAUGUACAGUCCGGUAAACACGUUACAGUUCCGUAUCCGCGUUGAUGAGGACGAAUACGGUGACUUGUCCGCACCCUACAUAGGCGAGUUGGUUGCCACAGGCACUUUACAUUCAGUCGACCCCACACGCCUGAUAGUGAAACGUAUUUUCCUUUCUGGACACCCUUACAAAAUCCACCAGCGACGUGUUGUUGUCCGUUUCAUGUUUUUCAAUCCACUGGACGUGGAGUACUUUAAGACUGUUAAACUCCAGACAAGAUCCGGCGCAGUUGGUCACAUCACCGACUCUGUUGGAACGCACGGCGCUAUGAAGUGCAUUUUCGACCGCCCGUUGAAAGCGUCCGAUGUGAUCCUGAUGCCACUAUACAAGCGGGUAUUUCCUAAAUGGCUGUAUCAACCGACGAUGGUCAGGGUUCUCAGAGCGCCUCAGAUUAUGGACCCAAUUUAUCAAUGGCAAAAAGCACCAGACAUAAUACAACUGAAGAAAAAGUCUUCGAGUUCAUCUACACAAGAUGAGAAUACAGAGGCCAUGGAAGGGAUGAACCUGUUUGAUUGAGUUUCCUUUCCUAUCGCCUAAUUUUCUUCACUUCUGGACUCAAUGCAUUCGGUCUAUUUUCUGGUCUCGAGCCGUGCGUGUAUCAUAUUCAUUUGAAGUAUGAUUUGCCCUGAUACGAAUCACCUUAUCAUAAUCAACGGAAAAUGUG